Messenger RNA from Prinia subflava (tawny-flanked prinia), 1087 nucleotides. It is a transcript of the gene DNAJC30, whose product is annotated as DnaJ heat shock protein family (Hsp40) member C30. Lineage: Eukaryota; Metazoa; Chordata; Aves; Passeriformes; Cisticolidae. The record is from RefSeq and is a predicted model, not a curated record. The transcript has a single exon. The coding region runs from base 8 to 634 and encodes 208 amino acids.
GGCCGCGAUGGAGCCUCUAGUGCUCGGGCGGCUGCGGCGGCUCCUCCCCGCGGCCCCGCUGCCCGGCUGCGCCCCGCCGCCCUCCCGCGCCGCGCAGACGGGCGGCGCCGGGGCCCCGCGGCCGCGCUCCGACCUCUACGAGGUGCUGGGCGUCCCGUCCACGGCGACGGCGGCGCAGAUCAAGACGGCGUACUACGAGCAGUCGUUCCGGUACCACCCCGACCGCAACGCCGGCAGCGCGGCCGCGGCCGCGCGCUUCGCUGCCGUCAGCGAGGCCUACCGGGUGCUGGGCAGCGCCGCGCUGCGCCGCAAGUACGACCGCGGGCUGCUGAGCGCCGAGGAGCUGCGCCACGCACCCCGGCCCUCGGGCCGCGCCCCCGCCGCCGCGCCGCCGCCGCCCCGCGCCCCCGCCGCCCGCGCGGGGCCCGGCCCGCCGCCCUUCGACUUCGACGCCUUCUACCGAGCGCACUACGGGGAGCAGCUGCAGCGGGAGCAGCUGCUGCGGGCGCGGCGGGAGCAGCUGCGCCUCCGGCGGGAGGAGGCGGCGACACAGGGACGCCUUAGGGUGCUCUCGGACCUCUCGAUCGGGCUCGUCUUCUUCCUGGGUGUUGCCAUCCUCUACGGCCUCAAGUGACGGCCCCCGGCGCCCACCCGGCUCCACAGCGUCACCGGGGCUCGGCAGCGGGCCGGGGCUGUCCCUGUGUCUGUCACCCUGUGACAUUUCACCUGCCAGUGUGACCUUCAGGGACGGUGCGUGACCAGCAGGCUGCACGGGCUGUGACCUUGCCCCUCUGCCAGGGUGACCUUCAGACACACAGUGCCCCUGGCUGGCACGGGGUGUGACCUCUGGGUGCCCUCUGUGUGCUCAGCUCCACAGACAGGGCUGUGCUGUGCCUGUGACCUUGCGGAGGUGGUGCAGGAGCUCUGCCCCCUCAGCCAGUGCCAGCUGCAGACACAGUGCCUGACAAGUACACGCACUUCCUGGGCUCUGGGCUGGGAUGUGUCCCCUCCUUUGGCACAGCUCUAUGACCUCGGUGUGCCCCAGGUGCCCGUUGUGAGCCGCAGCAGAGAUUAAAGGCUGUCAGAG